UAAGCUUUGGUGCAUACGCAGUGUUCGAGCUCCCGGCCAGAGAUAGUUGUGAAGUGAAUUCAACGUAAUCGUACCGAGGUGUUCUACCUUACCAAAACAUUUUGUGAACGUUUUGUUAAACGUGCUGCACAGUUUGCAUAAAAAGUGCCUCAAGGAUAACACACAAGGCGUGAGCAGCUGAAGAGAAUUUUGCUUUAUUCAAGGAGUCGAUUAAAAAGCGUCUACAAUGUUCCUGCCGGAAUCUCAAGCCGCAUUCAGAACGCUGCGCAAAGCACUUCCCCGCGUCAGGCUUUACUUCAUCAAUAAAAAUGCCUACUCCACUCAAGUGGAGUACAAGCCGAUACGAUCCGUGCUGGUCGCAAAUCGAGGCGAGAUAGCGAUACGUGUUUUUCGGGCAUGCACUGAACUUGGCAUCAAGUCUGUUGCGGUGUACUCGGAGCAGGACAAAAUGCACAUGCAUCGCCAGAAAGCCGACGAGUCAUAUAUGGUUGGCAAGGGACUUGCACCAGUAGAGGCAUACCUCAACAUUCCAGAGAUCAUUCGUGUCUGCAAGGAGAACGACAUUGAUGCAGUGCAUCCAGGCUAUGGCUUCCUCUCCGAGCGCAGCGAUUUCGCCCAAGCCGUCAUCGAUGCUGGUCUUCGAUUCAUUGGUCCCACACCCAAAGUGGUGCAAAAUAUGGGCGACAAAGUGGCGGCCCGCAUUGCCGCCAUUGAGGCUGGUGUUCCCAUUGUGCCGGGCACAGAUGGGCCAGUCACCACCAAGGAAGAUGCAUUGGCCUUCUGCCAAAAGCACGGCCUGCCAGUCAUCUUUAAGGCAGCAUACGGUGGUGGUGGUCGUGGAAUGCGUGUCGUCCGCAAAAUGGAGGAAGUCGAAGAGAAUUUCCAACGUGCCAGCUCCGAGGCGAAGGCAGCCUUUGGCAACGGUGCGAUGUUCAUUGAAAAAUUCAUUGAGCGACCCCGUCACAUUGAAGUCCAACUAUUGGGUGACAAAGCCGGAAAUGUUGUCCACUUAUAUGAGCGCGACUGUUCGGUGCAGCGUCGCCACCAAAAGGUCGUUGAGAUUGCACCCGCGCCACGCCUCCCCAUCGAAAUACGAGAUAAGAUGACUGAGGCUGCCGUGCGAUUAGCCAAGCAUGUGGGAUAUGAAAAUGCCGGCACUGUCGAAUUCUUGUGCGACGAAUCUGGUAACUUCUACUUCAUUGAAGUGAACGCUAGAUUGCAGGUGGAGCAUACGGUAACGGAGGAGAUAACAGGCAUUGAUUUGGUUCAAUCCCAAAUACGCGUUGCCGAAGGAAUGACUCUCAAGGAGUUGGGACUGACCCAAGAAAACAUUCAGCCCCGUGGCUUUGCCAUUCAGUGUCGCGUGACCACAGAGGAUCCUGCUAACGAUUUCCAGCCAAAUACGGGACGCCUUGAGGUAUUCCGUUCUGGAGAAGGCAUGGGCAUACGUCUAGACAGUGCCUCGACCUAUGCAGGAGCUAUAAUCUCCCCGUACUAUGACUCUCUCCUGGUCAAGGUGAUAUCUCAUGCAAGCGAUCUGCAAAGUUCUGCAUCGAAAAUGAAUCGUGCACUUCGGGAAUUCCGUAUCCGUGGUGUGAAGACGAAUAUUCCUUUCCUCCUUAAUGUGCUCGAAAACCAAAAGUUCCUGCAUGGUGUCCUGGAUACCUACUUCAUCGAUGAGCAUCCGCAGCUCUUCAAAUUCUCAACCACACAGAAUCGUGCCCAGAAACUCCUCAACUACCUGGGUGAAGUCCUGGUCAAUGGACCACAGACGCCACUUGCUACAACGCUUAAGCCAUCUGAGGUGAAUCCACAUGUGCCCACGGUGCCUCUGGACCUGUCCCCGGAAGCGUUAGAACGUGAAAAAAACGGCGGGGCAAAAGUCACGGAACCGCCACAAGGUCUACGCGAAAUCAUUGUGCGUCAGGGGCCCGAGGCUUUUGCCAAGGAGGUCCGCUCACGCAAGAAUUUAAUGCUGAUGGACACCACUUUCCGGGAUGCACAUCAGUCACUGAUGGCGACGCGAGUUCGCACACAUGAUCUGCUGAAGAUUUCACCCUAUGUGGCGCACAAGUUUAACAAUCUAUACUCUCUGGAAAACUGGGGUGGUGCCACAUUUGAUGUAGCCCUGCGCUUCCUGCACGAAUGCCCUUGGGAACGUUUGGAGGAGAUGCGCAAACGUAUUCCCAAUAUACCAUUCCAAAUGUUACUGCGCGGUGCCAAUGCCGUUGGCUACACCAGCUACCCGGACAACGUGGUCUACAAAUUCUGUGAACUGGCGGUGCAAACUGGCAUGGAUAUCUUCCGAGUUUUUGACUCACUCAAUUACUUGCCGAACUUAAUUCUCGGCAUGGAGGCAGCGGGUAAGGCUGGUGGAGUUGUGGAAGCGGCUAUCUCCUACACAGGCGAUGUGAGUGAUCCCACUCGAACCAAAUACGAUCUUAAGUACUAUACCAACUUAGCCGAUGAGCUUGUCAAGGCUGGAACCCAUGUGCUCUGCAUCAAGGACAUGGCGGGUCUGCUGAAACCAGAGGCUGCUAGACUGCUGAUUACUGCCAUUCGAGACAAGCAUCCUGACGUCCCAAUUCAUGUUCACACUCACGACACGUCGGGCGCCGGAGUUGCCUCCAUGCUAGCAUGUGCACAGGCUGGUGCAGAUGUUGUCGACGUUGCUGUAGACUCCAUGUCUGGAAUGACCUCUCAGCCAAGCAUGGGUGCUGUAGUCGCCUCAUUGCAGGGUACUCCUUUGGACACACAACUGGAUUUGCUUGAUAUUUCCGAGUAUUCAGCAUACUGGGAACAGACCCGCACCCUUUACGGACCAUUCGAGUGUACGACGACGAUGCGAUCGGGCAAUGCGGAUGUUUAUUUGAACGAAAUACCCGGUGGCCAGUACACCAAUUUACAAUUUCAAUCGUUCUCUUUGGGCCUGGGCGACAUGUUUGAGGAUGUAAAGAAAGCAUACCGCGAAGCCAAUUUGGUACUGGGUGACAUUAUAAAGGUCACUCCAUCGUCUAAGGUUGUUGGUGAUUUGGCUCAGUUCAUGGUACAGAACAGUCUGAAUGGCCAACAGGUGGUGGAGAAAGCUGAGGAGCUUUCGUUCCCCCAAUCGGUGAUUGAGUACCUGCAAGGCUACAUCGGUAUUCCACAUGGCGGCUUCCCAGAACCAUUCCGGUCGCGUGUUCUUAAGGACACGCCACGCAUUGAGGGACGACCGGGUGCUGAGAUGGCCCCAUUGGACUUUGACAAGCUGAAAAAGGACCUCCGCGAAUCUCAUGGUUACGUCAGCGAUCGCGAUGUCGUUUCCGCCGCUUUGUAUCCGCAAGUGACAAACGAAUUUCUGCAUUAUCGAGAGCAGUACGGCCCCGUGGAUAAGCUUGACACUCGCAUCUUCCUUACCGGCCCCAAGGUAGGUGAAGAGUUUGAUGUCACCCUUGAGCGAGGCAAGACUCUCAGUCUUAAGGCUCUGGCAAUGGCCGAUGAUCUCAAAUCCAAUGGUAAACGCGAGGUGUUCUUUGAAAUGAACGGUCAACUACGCUCCGUCUACAUUCCCGAUAAGGAGGCAAUGAAGGAAAUUCGAGUUCACCCUAAGGCUGAUAAGAUGGUUACCGGUGAAGUAGGUGCUCCAAUGCCUGGGGAUGUUAUCGAAGUCCGCGUCACCAUUGGCGAUAAGGUCGAAAAGGGUCAGCCGCUUGUUGUCCUCUCAGCCAUGAAAAUGGAGAUGGUCGUGCAGGCGCCUCAAUCUGGCGUUGUCAAGAAAGUGGAGGUUAAGAAGGGCAUGAAGUUGGACGGCGAGGACUUGAUACUGAUCAUUGAAUAAACUAAACGUCCAAUUGUUUUAUAUCUAUGUGUGGAGCGUGUUGACAAUCCUGCUCGUUCUGCCUGUAAAUUUCGAUUGCCGUAUAGCAUUAAGUCCAUUUUUAAUUGUUUGUAUUUAUGCUUACAUAAGUUCUUGUGUAUAUACGUGUGUAUAUGUUUAUUGGGGCGGCACUACUUUUUCAACAAGUUUACAAACUUGUCAAGAGAUUUGGAGAGUCACGUUCAGGAAAAAAUUGUUGUUUAACAUAAAUGCACAAUUUGUAGUUGAAAAGCCUUUGCCAAAUUUUUAUAUCAAUGUUACAAUUUCAUCACCAAUAGAAAUGUGAAUUUAAAACGAAUCAUUCUAAAUAAAUGUUUUAUAAAGAUAA
Molecule: messenger RNA, 4187 nt
Organism: Drosophila grimshawi
Lineage: Eukaryota; Metazoa; Arthropoda; Insecta; Diptera; Drosophilidae
Product: pyruvate carboxylase, mitochondrial
Exons: 9
Coding region: 227-3820 (1197 amino acids)
Biological process (GO): pyruvate metabolic process; gluconeogenesis
Cellular component (GO): cytoplasm
Molecular function (GO): pyruvate carboxylase activity; metal ion binding; ATP binding
Source: RefSeq, a predicted model, not a curated record